Messenger RNA from Didymodactylos carnosus, 771 nucleotides. The record is from the annotation of a GenBank genome assembly. NCBI's taxonomy places the organism in Eukaryota, Metazoa, Rotifera, Eurotatoria, Philodinida, Philodinidae.
AUGACUUUUGAAGUGCACGAACAAAUGCAAGAAGAAGAAGAAGAAGAAGUAGCAGGUGGACAGAACAUUGAUUCACUUAAGAAUGAUGAUGAAGAUGAAGAAAGUGAUGUAUGGAACGACUUAGAAAGAGAAAUGUUUGGAGGAUCAACAGACAAAGACGUCGAGGAAAACAUUCCUCUUUAUCCUGGUGCUUCUGUCUUUCGUACAGCUUAUCAUGAACAAAUUAUUAAAUUUUGUGCACAAGCGAGACUUGAUCGUUCAAAUACUCAACGUCUCUUACAGUUAAUCGCAUUGGCUCUUCCAAAUGGUCAUAAUUUAGUGAAAAGUGAAUCAAAAUUGAUGGGAAUCAUUAAAAAACCUCCAUCAUUUACAGAACAAUUGUUAUGUGCCAAAUGUGACAGACCUCUCAGUGAUUCAAACAAAUGUGCACUUUUUUGUGAAUUGAACGGCAAAACACACGUCGUGCAAGAUACAAUUGAGAUCGUCAAAGCAACAGAAGAUCAAAUUCGACAAGUAAUACGUCGAAACAAACAUUUAAUUCAUUCCUAUCCAUAUGUACAUAAACAUUAUCUUCCGUGUGAUAUCCUUAACGGAAAAAUUUAUGAAGAAAAAUCGUUACAAAAACACGACAACGUCCAUCCAGUUAACUUAAUCUUACAUUUGGAUGGAGCACCGAUAGUUAAGUGGACGCAAAAACAAACAUGGAUUUUUUCAGCAUCCAUAUUAGAAAUCCCCCCUCCUCUCAGAGAAAAUGCAACAAAUUUGAUUUAA